Plasmopara halstedii is the source of this 2235-nucleotide messenger RNA. RefSeq lists its product as uncharacterized. The record is from RefSeq and is a predicted model, not a curated record. NCBI's taxonomy places the organism in Eukaryota, Oomycota, Peronosporomycetes, Peronosporales, Peronosporaceae. Bases 1 to 2235 code for a protein of 744 amino acids. The transcript has 2 exons.
AUGCGCUUGUUUCGUCAACUUCAAGCUGUACGAGCUUUUCAAACCUUCAAAUGGCUUCAAAUGGCAACCUUUCAAGCAUUUCUUCGAGCUAAAGCCUUUCACUUUUAUCAAGUAAGCACACGAUACUUUUUCAAAUGGAAAACAGUGGCAACAAAACAAAGAAGUGAUCGUCAAAAGUUUCGUCACUAUUCGAAUAUGUUAAACCAUUCAAGUCAGAAAAAGUAUUUUUGUGCUUGGGUAUCAAUUGUUACUCAGCAGCGAUCGUUGCGAGAGAAAGCAUCACAAACGCUAGCUUUGUGUGCUUUGAAACAAUUGCAUCGAUUCCUGAUGAUGUGGAAAGCUUUGAUGAUCCAUAUCUCUCAAACUCAAGUCGCAGAUGAAUUUUACACUGUCAAAAUGUCAACAAAAGUUUUAAUCGUUUGGAAAAAGUUUCUUUUAUUCAGUAAAGUGAUACGAAUGGAACGUGUACAUACUUUACGUCAAAUCGAAUCAUGUUUUCGAUCGUGGCGUAAGACUAUCGCUACAACGCAACAAAUUCGAGUAUUUGAAGUGAAAAUUGCUACAAAACGAUGGUUCGAACGAUUGAAAAGACGAUUUCAACUAUGGAAAGUCGAAUGUCUUCAAAAAAUUGAUUGUCGUAACUUGAUGGCGAGACUUGCAGUGAACAUUCGUUUACAAUUUCGAUUUAUAAUAUGGAAGCGAUUUACUGCACAACGUAAACGUCUAGCUUCCUUACUUUUACAGAUACAAUGUCAAUCACCAGGUUAUCCAGUUUGUCGUCAAGCUGUUUCCAUUGAUAAUGACACUAGUCUUGCCAACUCAAAGCUCAAAUUUCAAGAUAGAAAUCAAGAUUAUGAAAUCAUGGAUUCAAGCGCAGCAUUAGCCCGUAUAGCUCGCAGUUUUCAACAAUUUCACCUAAUCUUCGAGCUUCCACAAGCUUGGCAUCAAUGGAGACAUCUCUUUCAUGCUCAUCUUUUCAAUCGUAUGCAUUCAUUACAAAACUAUUUUCAGCUCUGGCAUCAAUCUACACAAUCCAAACGUCAAUAUCGUUUGAAAGUAAUCAAUUUCAACAAACGACGUCAACAAUUGAUACUUGAAAACCAUUUUCAAGCUUGGGCGCGACUUGUAAAUCACGUUAAACAGCUUCAAAAACAUCAUCUUUAUGCUCGUAAUCUUCAAAAUUUAGAAAUUGUUGAAAUGAUGCGAAGAAAGAGACGAACAAUCAAGAAAUUUUGGCUUGUAUGGAUGAGAUAUGUGAAAGAAUCGAGAAAUCUUCGAACGAGUUUAACUGCAUAUUAUCAAGCUCGAGUACUGACAAAAGUUUGGUCACUUUGGUCUCACGAUUAUUUAACUUAUGUCAACCAAAAGAAUCGAAAAUUUGAGUAUUGUAAUAGACAAAUGCAAAUCUUUUACUUGUGUCGUACUAUACAAAAAUUACGACAGCGUUUUCAAAAACUCAAACGAGUUCAAUUUGCAAUUGUUGAGAUUACAAAGCGACAGAAAUGGAAGAUACUUGCCAAUGUCUUUUGUCAAUGGAAUCAAAAAUGUGAUCUGGAGAAAAAAAUUGGUCAGUUUUGCACAAUCGUUUGUUUUAAAAAAGUACGACGAUAUUUUAUCGAGUGGAAGAAUUUAAUACUUGAACGUAAAUGGCAGCGACAUGCAGUUAGCAACUUUCAGUACAUUCAUUUAGAAGAGCGACGAAAUUAUAUGUGGAAUCAGUGGCGGCGACAUGUUUCGAUUAAAGCUGGGAAAGACGCUGAAUUGCAAAAAGCAGCCAAUUAUUAUGUCUGCAACUUGGUACGAAAGAGAUGGUUUACUUAUACUCAAUGUAUGCAACAACAUCGGGAUCAAUUUGCCCAACUUUGUGUCUUUCGUGGACGUCGCACAAUACAUCAAAGGCAUACAUUUUGUCAUGCACGACGUUUGCGUCAUCUAUAUCAGCGAUUUGUGUUACAAAAGCACCUUCAAUUAUGGCAUGUGGCGGUACAAAAUGUCAUGGCAUUGCGAUUGAUGACAAGUCGACAACUUAAAUUAGGGACAAAAAUUUUGGUGAUGUGGCAUCAAGUUGCAAUGCAACGUCGACAUUGGCGACAAGUGUGCAAGUCAUUUAUAACAAUGCGUGCGCUUGAUUGGAAGAAACUUGAAGUUGCGUUUGUUACAAAAAGUAUGGCAAUUUUGGAACCAGAAAACAUGUUCACGACAAAUGCAACUAAAAUUUGUUGCCAACCACAAUAA